UCAGAUCCAUUCAAAUCUAAUCAUAAACACCAUGAUAAGUCGUGAUUGGUCCUAAUAGAUCUAUGUUGUAGUAUCUUCUAGUCCAUAUAGGUCAUGAGCAGGAUCUGUCAUAACCUAAGAUGUCACCUAAAAAGACAAGUCAAAAAAUAUUAUUUGAAUUUUUUGGUUAUGUAUGAAUACUCAAAAUCUACUCAGUGUAUAAUCGAUGUGGUACUAAAUACACAUCUGUAUAGAUCUUCACAUUCCUCUUCCAGACAUCUAACUUGGCGUGCUCCAUACUCAUCCAUUCCCUAAUCCAAUUGUCUUAAGCUCUCACCACAUACCUCCACUCAAGUCUAUAAAUAGAACCAUUCUGAAGUCCAUUCCUCACCGGACAAAGGAGCACCAUCACUUACUUCAAAUGGCUUCCUCAAACCUCCUCUCUUCUCUCCUCCUCCUCCUCCUCCUCCAAGUCCUCCUCACCCUUCUCGCACCAGCAUCAGCUGCUGGCUCCAAUCUCUUCAGAGAAUACAUCGGGGCCGAGUUCAAAGGCGUCCGGUUCUCCGAUGUCCCCAUUAACCCCGGUGUUGAAUUCCAUUUCAUCCUCUCCUUCGCAAUAGACUACACCACCGAUUCCCCAGCUCCUACUAACGGGCGGUUCAACAUCUUCUGGGACUCGGACAACCUCUCCCCCUCGCAGGUAGCUGCCAUUAAGCAGAGCCAUGGCAACGUUAAGGUUGCACUCAGCCUCGGCGGAGAUAGCGUCGGCGGUGGCUCGGCAUAUUUCCAACCAUCUUCCAUAGAUUCUUGGGUCAGCAAUGCUGUCAGUUCGCUGACGGGAAUCAUCAGAGAGUACAAUUUGGAUGGUAUUGAUAUCGACUAUGAGCACUUCCAUGCCGAUCCCGAUACUUUCGCAGAGUGUAUCGGGCAGUUAUUGACGAGGCUAAAGAACAACGGUGUCAUCUCAUUUGCUUCCAUAGCUCCUUUUGAUGACGAUGAAGUCCAGAGCCAUUACUUGGCCUUGUGGAGGAAGUAUGGGCAUGUCAUAGACUAUGUCAACUUCCAAUUCUAUGCCUACGAUGCAAGCACGACGGUAUCUCAGUUUCUGAGCUACUUCGCAAAACAGAGCUCCAACUAUAAUGGAGGGAAAGUAUUGGCAAGUUUUUCCACGGAUGGAAGUGGAGGGUUAUCGCCGGAAAACGGGUUCUUCCGUGCAUGCAGCAGCCUCAGGACGCAGGGAAAGCUUCAUGGCAUCUUUAUUUGGUCUGCGGAUGACUCCAAGAGCAACGGUUUCCGCUACGAGAAGCAAUCGCAAAACUUGUUGGCAAGCGCUCGUUAAUCUCAGUUGAAGUAUGAAGUUUCAGCUAUCGUACAUGAAGUGUUGUAGUUCGUGUUCUUGUAAAAGAUGUUGGCCUGGAAAAUGGUAAUUUAUACGUGUUGUGAGUGAAGAAAACCUGUAAUUUGUCUACUAAAAGAUGUUGACGUGAAAACUAAUAGAAUUAAAUAAAUUAGAUAUUUCCAAUCUUAGCUCUUUGAGAAAGUAUAAAUUAGUAUUGUGAACAAGAGCGCUUUUUCGAAUUCAAGAUCUACCACAGAUUUCUCCCUUGUUUUGAAGGUUACCUAUAGGUCGGUGUUCAUGUUUUCUGUAAGCCUUGUGAUUAAUUAAAUCUUUUGAGAAGGGGCAUCUUUGAUAACAAUCUGUAAUUCCUUAGCACUCAUUUAUAAAAUAGUAAAUGAAUAUAAGAGCCCUUACGCAUAUGACUCGCUUGUUGCAACUAACCACAGAAACAAAAGUGGGGAAUAGAAUUGAACAGCUUUUCUUCGCUAUCCUUUUCAAAUUUAUCCAAGAUCAAACAUAAUUAUAAUCUUUCUUUUUAGUGGACAUGCAAUAAUAAGUUUUUCUCCCAAAGCAAUAAGAUUAUACCAGGGAUAGCCCUUCCCAUAUAUUGAUAACCAUCCGAAUCUCAUCCUGGUGAAGAUUUAAUUUACAAGUCUUUGGUACAACCUUUUACCAACUUAGCAAGUUGGCACCUCCAUGACCAGAACCUUAUUAUUCUUAUUUUUAUGGUGUAAGAAGCUUGGUUAGACAAGUGAAGGCUGCUUAUCCUGAAUUGGUGCAAGGAAUGGUUCAAGUGGAAGUCCUUGGAUAGUGAUAUGCUAGGCUUCAAACAUUUACCUUGAAAGAUUUUGAUAUUAAAACAUGAUAGAAUCACGAGUGGUGUAGAGCACAUAACCUUCACAAGAGAAAAGGUCGCUGAUCAGCUGGUUGGCAAUCAUGAUUAGCUUCAGCAUCAAUCUACCUAAAGGAACCGUAAGAGCUCGCUAUAAAAUUCUGAUGGAUAAUUGUGCUAGGUUCUUCGACAGCAUCGAGAGCAUAGGCUGCAUAACAAAAUAAGCUAUGAUGGGUUUCAAACUCAGUAGAGCAUCUCACACAGCUAGCACAAAGAGCAAGUAUGAGAAGCCAUAGCUAAUAAAUGUUUUUUGCCUUCUAAAUCUUUUUAAUACAUUUCCAGUUUGAGCCUCAUAUUUUGACAAUCAGCUGUUGACUGGCUGCCAACCACCAACAUCUAUGGUUUUUGAGAGGGAUAAACAAAAGGGUGCCCAUCUAAGUUCCAAAGAACUUGCAGCAAAUCUGAAAAACUGGAUAGAUAGAUGGAGAACCUAAAAAACAACGUCCGCUAUAAUAUUGAUAAAUAUUGACAGUUCCAGGAAAAUGAACUGCAACAAAGAAUAUGAAGCAACAUGUCAGGAAAAAAAAAAAA
This is a messenger RNA of Phoenix dactylifera (date palm), 2741 nucleotides long. The record is from RefSeq and is a predicted model, not a curated record. Lineage: Eukaryota; Viridiplantae; Streptophyta; Magnoliopsida; Arecales; Arecaceae.